UAUCUGGGUAAAAGAGAGGGAAAUGGAGAAAGUGGUAUCGGAGGCAGAAGAGCUGCCGAAGGCGAUAGUGCGAAGGGUGGUGAAGGAGAAGCUCUCGGAAUGUUCACCGGAUUACGAUUUUAACGUUCACAAAGAUGCCCUCCUCGCUUUCUCUGAAAGCGCUCGCAUCUUCAUCCACUACCUUUCCGCCACGGCAAAUGAUAUAUGCAAGGAAUCGAAGAGGCAGACAAUGAAUGCGGAGGAUGUGUUUAAAGCACUCGAAGAAAUUGAGUUCUCGGAAUUCGUUAAACCCCUUAGGGCUUCCCUUACCGAGUUCAAAAAGAAGAAUGCUGGGAAAAAGGGUGGAGCAGCUAAGGAAAAUGAGGCCAAAAAGAAGAGAAAGAUAGAGGAUUCAUCUGCCGAAAACGGAACCAAAACCAAGCAAAAGAAACAGGAUAAUGAUAAAGAAGAGGAGCAUGAAGAAGAAGACAAUCAUGAAAGUGAGUAAUUAAGCAAUAAUAAUACUGUUGUUAAACUGGGAAUUGCAAUGCCCAUUAAGUGUUUCUCUCAUCUAGUUUCUCUCAUUUUAGCCGACUUUAAUAGAUAUUAUGGUUGGACUUGAAA
Molecule: messenger RNA, 603 nt
Organism: Hibiscus syriacus
Lineage: Eukaryota; Viridiplantae; Streptophyta; Magnoliopsida; Malvales; Malvaceae
Product: DNA polymerase epsilon subunit 3-like
Exons: 4
Coding region: 23-487 (154 amino acids)
Biological process (GO): leading strand elongation; DNA damage response; heterochromatin formation
Cellular component (GO): CHRAC; epsilon DNA polymerase complex
Molecular function (GO): protein heterodimerization activity; chromatin DNA binding
Source: RefSeq, a predicted model, not a curated record